AUCUGUACCACAUCGGCUCGUCUUCGUUUGCAUCAGCUCGACGUCUAAAUGUAAUUAAGUAGCCAGAUUCUUUGCCGGACUUUGACGCGCGUGUGAGUAGGGCAACAAGCAACAUUCCUGCAGGCCCCAAGCGGUAUACGUAGACAUCUUCUGAGACGAAAUGCAAAUUAAAUUAUAUGAUGAAUUUAAGUCGGAAAGUGGCCUGAUUUGAUCGCUCAACCGAAUCUGGAGUACAGUUUUUGAAGCUUUGUUGCGGCUGAAAUUCUUGUUUGCGGAAAAUAUAGUUUAGGAUAUACAAGUGUGGAGCAGCGUCAUGGCAGACCUGCCGGAGGGAACAGACGCCAACAUGGCCGCAGUGGAAGAAGAAGAGACAAGCUCGGAGUCCGAGACUUCCACAUCGUUACACGCAACAGAGCCGACGCCGGAAGCGACGGAAGCAGCAUAUGCAGAAAGUGUUUAUGUCGACGACGGAAGAGAUGGCAUCGGCAGUGCUGCGUCCGCGAAGGCCGUGCGGCUUGCCAGGGACAACUUCACUGCAAUGAUGCAAAGUGGGGUUGACUCGGGGGAGUACGUAGCAGCAAUUAAGGCAAUCGAGCUCGACGCGUGUUUUGAAGACCUGCGGAAGUUGCUCUUGGAUUACGAAGAAGAGGCGCACCGCCUCGCAUCUGAGGAGUAUAAUCGAGCUCGAGCCAGCGCCGACCCCCGGCUUUUGCCGCUCACCACAGUCGGAAUCGAGCGGCUGGGCAGCGAACUCAACGCGGAACAGGUGGCGCCUUGGCUCUGGAAAUUGCGCGAGCUGCUGACGAAGAUUGUCAGUAAAAGCAUGCCCCUUCAACGGAUCUACUGGGACCCGGAGACAGGAGUUCUGUGCGACUGGCAGCGGCGCGCCCGUUUUUUUGCGGACUACCGUGAGGAUGCGCGCGGCCGUGAGCGGUGGCCGGUAGACUUUCCCUACCACCGGCUCGGAAACCUGUAUUAUCUGUUAGCCAGCGGUGCUAUGGGCCCGGUGCUCGAUUUCCUCGCGCGCCCGGCGCCCGGGGAUUCGGCCGCAGCGGGCUGUAGCGAUGCCACGUCCGGCGAGCGCCGCUUUUUGAUCGUGAAGCGAGUAGCCGCCGUCUUUACAUACCACAGCCUCCGUGUGGACGACGCCGCCUAUUUUUCAGAGGAGUAUGCCAGUGGAAGCCCGCAGCUCGAUAUUGAUGUGGCAAGCAUUUUGACACUCCCAUUUCCAGCGAUUGGCGUUGCGCUGGCUCGGGGAGACUAUAACGCGGUUGAGCUUCUGGAAAAGCUGGGGGCAAGCGUUGCGCCGAAGAGACUCGUUCGUGACGUCGAUCCCAUGAAUGAAGACGAUUUCGUCUAUGGAUCCGGGCGUGACGUGCGAAAUGCGUCCGUAUACGGCGUACUGGUGCGGCUACUAAAUAGACAGACGAGGCGCGACUGGUUGGCCGCCCAUGGGCCCGGUCGGGGUAGCACUUUGCUGAAAGCCAUGGAGUAUAUCAGUUCCAAGGACGACGAGAUGCGCAGAAAACAAAGAGAAAGCGCCAAGCGACCGGACGCGCAGACACAGGAGCGGAGUUUGGACAGGGCUGUUAUCCAAUUAGACGAAAGCGGUUUGAUGGAGCUACCACUCAGGGGCCACGACGAAAUUUGGCACAACAUGGCGACGGACACCUACUCCCUUGACGGUUUUCUUGCCUAUAUGGAUACAUUCAAGCUGGACAUCAACAAGCCCGACCCCUCCCACUUCGGGCGCGGGCACAUCAUCGGGCACUUCGUGGGCCGCCCCUUAAAUUUUCUCCAGCUGAUGCGACGGGGCGCGCGCUGCCCUGCUGAGCUGAACGGCACAGAAAGCCUGCGCGACAUUGCGGCGGACAGCCAGAACAUCCACCAUAGCACUGUCAUGACUGGGCGGCUUACGCAAUGCUGGGCGCAAGCGCAGCGAUUUAUCGACAGCCACAGGAAAGACCACGCGAAGGAUUGCAGUGUGGCGCCGGUAGAGGUGCAGGAAGUUUUGCAAGACAGAAUAGCGAAGUUGACAAACGCAGACUUUGACCAGCUGAAAGACGCCGAGCCGAAGGCCCGAGUGCUGCCGGACCUUGCCGCAAUGCAGCGGUGUCUGCGGUCGCAGCUACAGCGUUUGGUAGGGCGCAGAGAGAUGCUUGGCGACGAACAAAAGAAAGACCCGUUCAGAAGCGGCGAGUUUGGUCUUCAGCUAGUUUACAACUUUUUGCGACUACGACUGUCGUCAGAUGAUCCGGUGAAGCCGAUCUUGUGCGCCCUGCUCCAGUCCGGAAAUGAAUACGGGCUGGGUGCGCAGUCCUGUGACCCGCAGCGAAUGAUCCUCGCGAUUCUCUUGGGGAGGACGGACGGUCUGGAGAGCUCCGACGCAGAGGAUGGAGAAGGCGCAAGAGCGAGGGGCAGCGGCGCCAGAGAGUACGAGGAAGCGCUGGCCUCGCGAUAUUUGCAGACUCUGCAGAAGCUGCGGGCGUCCAAUAGUCACCAGAUCAUGCUGGACGCCCAACACCGUCUGGGCCUACUUGAAAGACCGAAAGAUCUGCAAGAAAUCUUCGACGCGAUAGUGUAUGAGUGCGCCGACGUUGAGUACCACAGAAACAACCUCUCCGGCAUGUUCGUUACGCAAUUGCUCGACGACCUCCAGAGGCACUUCCGCGACUCGAACAAGUACACGGUCGUGGAUUUCGUGCGGCUCCAUCACCUCCCCUGGCCGCUGUUCCGGGCCCUCCGAGACAUACAGGGCAUCGCGGACAUAUUUACGGAGCUGUUUCUGGGAGAAGAAAUGGCUGCGGCAUUCGCGCCGUUUGUUCUGUGUGGCGGCGAAGGCAAAACAUCGGAGCCAGAGCAGGCCGCGUCAAGUAGUGCGAAGCGAGUCAAACGCGAGCAGUGAGACUUCUGCUUUUUUCGAGACAAAAGACGCACGCUAUCGCCUGAAAGUCAGUAGUUUAGUAUAGCUGUUUCAACAUCAUCCCUAUUCCAGAAAGCAGAACAAGGCACAGCUGUCGAAAAGAACAGAUUGAAAACCGAGUCGGAUUGUGGAACUCCUCGAGCUGUUGCACAAGGUAUUGAGGAAGAGGAAGUCAAAAC
This is a messenger RNA of Amoebophrya sp. A120, 3102 nucleotides long. Lineage: Eukaryota; Dinophyceae; Syndiniales; Amoebophryaceae. The record is from the annotation of a GenBank genome assembly.